GCUGAAACGUCAUAUCCGGCUACAUGGCGCUUGGGGAACAUAUCAAUAGACUUAAGAUAGAAAUAAGAUUGGACAAGAGGUCAAGAUGAAAAGAUAACUAGACCAUGGCUUUCAAUCUCCCAGACAACAUGAACAUUGGAAUUUAUACGGGGCAGCCCUUGCCCCAGAACAUAAUGAUAGCCCAACACAGCACUCAGGGGUCAACUCGCACUCAAUCUCAUGGCUUGGCCACUCGCCCAAGUGAGCUGCUGUCUGUAGCAACUACUCACUUCACUCAUACUAACACACCAGGGUAUAUAAUGGUUCCCACUAACAGUAUCCCCCAAACAACGCUGAAAACUAGUGUCAGCAGCUCUGAAACCAAACUCAUGAAACCUCAGAUCCUAGAAAAAAUGAGAGCACUCAGAGAUAGAGGAAAGUAUUGCGACCUUGCCAUUGAUGUUAAAGGUGUCCGCUUCCAUGCUCACCGAAAUAUUUUGGCAGCGUGGAGUCCAUACUUUGAUUGCCAGCUUCUGAGUGAAAAUCAUGUGAUGAGAGAUUUACUGAUUGUUAAUUAUGACAGUUAUGAAGUUUUCUCAGACUUGCUGGACUUUUUGUACUCUGGUACAAUUGCUCCAAGAGAAACAAACUUUUUGCAGCUUCUUCACUUGGCAGUAAGCUUUCAGAUAGACCUUCUGAAACACUACUGUGAAGAAUUCUUGAGGAGCAACUUGCAUCUAGGAAAUUUCCUUAGCACAUACUUCUUGUCCAGAAAGUACAACCUCAAGUCCUUGGAGGAAUUUAUUGUGAGCUUUAUCCAGGCUAACUUGUCUGACGUAGUGAAACAAAAUGAGUUCCUCACUCUUCCUGCAGAUCGUUUCAAUGCAAUUCUAUCCAAGGGUUACAUGGUGGAUCUUAAGCCUGAAAUAAAACUAUUCCUCAUUAUUAGCUGGGUGGGAUAUGAGGUCAGAGACCGUGAAUGUUUUCUCAUUCAGCUUUUGAGACAUAUUGACUGGUCCAUUGUAGCGAGUGACUUCCUACUAGAGAUCAGCAGAACAGAGAACUUUUUCACCACUCAUGAAUCAAGUCUUUAUUUGUUGCUGCAGACAUUGUAUAGUUCAGGUAUUUCUCUUGGUCCAUAUUCUGACCAUUUCCCAAGCCUUCGCCAAACAUACUCUCACAUGUUGAAUGAUAUUGUAAAAGCAGGUUUGAUUCAGGCAUAUGAAGAGGAGUUUUACCCUGUGACUGCCUCGGGAGUUUGUACUAAAUUUCUAAGGUCAGAUGCAUGUGUUGGCACGGAUAACUAUUAUCACACCACCACAGAGGUUGAAAAGACAUGGGAGGAAUUACGGAGUGCUGUUUUUAGUCCACCUAGUCAGCAAACAAACAUCUACGAAAGACAAAUUCAUGAGAUGGAAAAAGAAAAUACUAUGCAUUAUAAACCUCCUAGUGGUAUACAGCAGACUGUUGAAACUUUCCGUGUUGAGGAAGAAUGCAAAUCUCACAAACGAAAAGGAAAACCUCAGCGUAAAAUGAUUGUUCCCAAGUCACCUGAAAGAGAACCAUUUGCAGAGAACUGUCUGAAAAUUUCCCCCAAACGGGGAAAAAGAACAUUGCAAGAUGAUGUGAAUCAGGAAGUAAAUAGACAUUUAUUCAAGAAAGGACAAAAAAUUACAAAGAGAGGAAAAGGAAGAGGAAAUCUGAAAAGCGAACCAGAAAGUGAGGAAGAUGAGGAAGCAGAAGAGAAUGAAGAAGACCAAAUUGAUAGUGUGGAUAAUGAGGAAAGUGAGGAAAGUGAGGAAGAGGAAGAAGAGGAGAUAGGUGAUGAAAAUGAUGAAGAAGAGGACAAUGAUGAAAAGAUUGAGGAAGAAGAGGAUGAUGAGGAUGCUGAAGAUGAGGAUGAAAAUAAUGAGGAGGAAGAUGAUCAAAGAGAAGAGGAAGAAGAUGGAGAAGAAACACUUGAUAACACCGGUGGGGAUUCUGAAGAUGCAGAAAUGCUUGAAGAAUCAGAAGAGGAAUGGGUUCCUGAGGAAGAUACAAAAAAAGAAAUCAAAGUCAGAAGGUCCAAUAGACCUGUAAAACCUUCCAGACAUGUCAGACCGACAAGGGAGAGAAAGCAUAAAAAGAUAACUCCCAAAAAGAAAAACGUCAAGGACAUGGUUAAAUGUAGCCUAUGUGAGUAUGAAACGGAUUCUAAAGUUCGACUUGAUACUCAUGUGAAACGAAUUCAUGAAUGUCACAUGACUUAUAAAUGCAUGCUUUGUGACUACUCAACAAAAUGGAACAAAGGAUUCACAGAUCAUUUAAAGACAACCCAUUUUCCGGGUCCUCCAUUUAAAUGUACAGAAUGUGACUUCUCAGGCAAAAAGCUGCAUCUUCUUCUGUCACAUCGUACUAAACAUGGUGAAGACCGUCCACAUGCCUGUGAUGUUUGUGAUCAGCGAUUUAAAACCAGAAAUAAUGCCCUGGCUCAUAUAAAGGUUCAUUCAGGGCUACGUCCGUUUGAGUGUAAAAUAUGCCACAAGCGCUAUGCCACCAAAAACACGAUGGAGCAGCACAUGGUGACACACAGCAGUGACAGGCCUUACCUUUGUGAUGAGUGUGGUUUUUCCUCAAAGUUUCAGUCUCACCUGAUCUCACAUAAACGGAUACACACAGGUGACCUGUUUCCGUGCAGCUAUCCACAAUGUACCUAUAAAACCCCAAAGAAAAGCCAGUUGAAAUGUCACAUGAAAAGUCACCUUAACAUCCGACAACACAUCUGUACAACCUGUAACAAAGCUUUCAUUGAGAAGAGUCAUCUCGUCAGGCACCAAAAAAUCCACUCAAAUGAAAAACCAUACCAAUGCCAGGAGUGUGAUUACAAGACAACUCGCCCAGACAAGAUGAAGGAGCACUUUUCAAGGCAUCAUGGUCCAGAGGCCUCUGUGAAAAUUCCAUAUAAACAGAGAAAGCCACGAACUCGCAAGGUCAAGCAGACACCGCCAUCAUUUCCUCACUUUGAUCAUGCUGCAUAUACAAUGCCCCCCACUCAAUUUCAGAAUGACCAUGGAGGUUAUACUAUACAGGAAAAAGAUCAACAAAGGCAAACAGAUUUCAAUUCUUUCAUUCAGGACAUCCGCAUGCAUCUUGCCGAAAACAGUAACAGUGGAAACAUGGAGGCCAUGACCAUCGUAAAUGUGCCCAUCAUGGCAGACCAGAUUGUGGACGCAGCAGUGGGAGACAAUAGACUGACCAUUGCAGACACUCCCCAUAAUUCAUCAGCAACUUCCACUGCAAUGACAAUAAUUCAUGAUGAACACCAGGCUUAUGUUGCACAGCAAGGCAUUCAGCAGACAAACUCAGGAUUACAACAGGGACAGAAUCAAGAUUAUGGAGGUCUUGGUGCUUUUAUGGCCCUGUUUUAGGAUACUGACUUGAACAGGCCCAUUACCAUGAAUUUUCAAAGGGGUUAUGAAUACUGAGGAUUUCCUAAAAUUGGGUGGGAAUGAUUCAUAAUUGGAAGAUCCCUAAAUAGUGGAAGAUAUGAAGGUUAAAACUACACACAAAUACCAUAUGCAUAAUGAUAGUUGGGAGGAAGGGGGGGGGGGGGGCAAAAUAUUGUUUUCUUGUAAACUUUUGGAUUUGUUUAGUGCUCUUCAAUAGGGGAUGCGGAUGUACCACUCGUUGGUUAUGGGCCUGUUGACAGAAUUGUGAAUGAAAUUAGUUUUCAUUCUGACUUGGUAUUUUACACAGGUCAAAGAUGCUAGUCAUUUCAUCAUGUUUUAAUUCAAUAAGUUGAUUAUAAUUUGUGAAUACAUGUAUUUCAUAAUAAUUUAUAUAUAUUUAAAAUUUAUAUUAUACCUGUGUAUGCAUUUCAUGAAAUUUUAUUUGGUUGUGUACUUAUUUUUGAGAGUGGUCCUAGAUGAGGUUAGGUACCAUAUAGAGACAGAAAUACCAUGCAUUGUCAUCCUGUCAUUUUGACAUUGAUGGUAGGGUCUGGUUGAUAAUGAACUGCCAUAUCUCCACACAAUGUACAGUGAUAAACACAUAUGUAUAAGUAAAUAUUCUACAGAGUUUUAAAUAUACACCAAUGGUAAUGGAUUGAAAUCCAAGAGUAAGGUAUUGCCUAUCUUGUUAAAUGGACACAUGCAUUAUCAGUAGUUGAUGGGUUUCUCUUCGUCCAUUGUCUGUCUGUCCAUUAGUCCAGGUGAAUUUCCAUAUUCUUGAAUGUAAUGUAGUGUUCCUUGAACACUAAUUUGAUUUUGAUAGAAUCUUGGCCAGUUGAAAUUUGUGAUGGCCAUGCAUGUGCCAAUAAAUUCUUUACACAAGCAGA
Ostrea edulis (European flat oyster) is the source of this 4294-nucleotide messenger RNA. RefSeq lists its product as uncharacterized. The transcript has 4 exons. The coding region runs from base 105 to 3386 and encodes 1093 amino acids. NCBI's taxonomy places the organism in Eukaryota, Metazoa, Mollusca, Bivalvia, Ostreida, Ostreidae. The record is from RefSeq and is a predicted model, not a curated record. Gene Ontology annotation, cellular component: nucleus. Gene Ontology annotation, molecular function: RNA polymerase II cis-regulatory region sequence-specific DNA binding; protein binding; DNA-binding transcription factor activity, RNA polymerase II-specific. Gene Ontology annotation, biological process: regulation of transcription by RNA polymerase II.